This is a messenger RNA of Vollenhovia emeryi, 2693 nucleotides long. RefSeq names its product dnaJ homolog subfamily C member 7 (gene Tpr2). Lineage: Eukaryota; Metazoa; Arthropoda; Insecta; Hymenoptera; Formicidae. The record is from RefSeq and is a predicted model, not a curated record. Gene Ontology annotation, molecular function: protein binding. The transcript has 11 exons. Bases 269 to 1771 code for a protein of 500 amino acids.
AGUGCUUCUGCUUACAUCCGGGUCCCGGGAUGAUCGGGGUGUGAGGGCGAAAGGGGGAGGUCGGUCCGCGCUUAAUUGCGUUACGCGGUGCGUGUCGCUCGCUGUGGGAUCGCUCCGUGAGUCUCUCCUGCCCCUCGUCUCGACGACGACGACGACGACGAAGCGCAGGACAGGGAGAGAGUACCCCGCGUGUUUUCACGGUGCGCGCCAACGACCGUCUCUUGCCGCUCGUCCACGUAGGCUCGUACACGUCCGUCGAGAAACAGCCAUGGCGUCGUCCGAUCAACCGAUCGACAUUGCCGCGGAUCCAGCAGCCAGCGUUGCGGAGCCAGCGCAGAGCACCAAGGAAUUGGCAGAAUCGAAAAAGGAAGCCGCUAAUGAGUAUUAUUCACAGAAACAGUACAAGAAAGCAUUGGCUGGUUACAAUGACGUUAUUGCACUGUGUCCCAAUGUGUCGCGUUACUAUGGCAAUAGAGCAGCAUGUUACAUGAUGCUCGGACAAUACCGAGAUGCAUUAGCGGAUGCUAAAAAAUGUAUCGAACUGGAGCCAACAUUUUCUAAGGCGUACGUGAGAAUGAUCAAGUGUUAUUUGAUUUUGGGAGAUAUUCUAGAGGCCGAGACCGCGGUGAAGAAAUUGCUGGAAUUUGAUCCCGAUAACGAGUCAAUAGCUGCAGAACAAAAAGACAUAACAUAUGUAAACAAGUUCCUUAAGGAUGCUGAUGCUGCCUACAAUGCUAAGGAUUAUCGUAAGGUUGUAUAUUGUAUGGAUCGCUGUUGUGACAUAAGUACAUCUGGGACACGUUUCAAGCUGACCAAAGCUGAGUGUCUAGCCCUUUUAGGGAGAUAUCAAGAAGCCCAGGAUAUUGCAAACAAUACUUUACACAUCGAUAAACAGAAUGCCGAUGCGAUAUACAUUCGUGGAAUGUGCUUGUACUUCCAAGACGAUGUCGAUAGAGCCUUCUCACACUUCCAACAAGUACUACGACUUGCGCCAGAUCAUGCCAAAGCAUUAGAAAUAUACAAAAGAGCAAAAUGUUUGAAGAAGAAGAAAGAAGAGGGCAAUGCGGCGUUUAAAAGGGAGCAGUAUCAGGAGGCUUAUAAUCUUUAUAAUGAAGCCUUGACGAUCGAUCCACACAAUAUCAUGACAAAUGCUAAAUUGCAUUUCAAUAAGGCAACAGCUGCAGCUAAGUUAGGAAAGUUGAAUGAAUCUGUAGCAGAAUGCACGGAAGCACUGAAGCUCAAUGACCAUUAUUUGAAAGCUCUUAUAAAAAGAGCGAGUAUUUAUAUGGAACUCGAAGAGUUUGAAGAGGCAGUUCGCGAUCUGGAAAAAGCGUGUAAAAUGGAUAAGACCAAUCGUGAAACGAAACGAUUACUCGGAAAAGCUAAGUUGCUAUUGAGGAAAUCGAAGAGGAAAGAUUAUUACAAGAUUUUGGGUAUCGAUAAAAAUGCAUCUACCGAAGAUAUCAAGAAGGCUUAUAGGAAACGAGCUCUGGAUCACCAUCCAGAUCGUCAUGCUAACGCCAGCGAAGGAGAGAAAAGAGAGCAAGAAAAGAAGUUUAAGGAAGUCGGAGAAGCUUAUGGUAUUCUCUCGGAUCCCAAGAAACGAUCUCGCUACGAUCGCGGUCACGAUCUGGACGAUAACGGUAGUGCUUUCCAAGACAUGGAUCCGAAUGCAAUGUUCCACUUCUUCUGUCAAGAGGGAAGCCAGUUCCAGUUCCAGUUUCAGGACGGUUUCCCUAGCAAUACUUUUCAGUUUCAGUUCCCGGGUUAACAGCGUUUUCAUAAAUGCACGAUAUGAUACGGUGUAUAUGAUAUUCAUGUCCGUUUUAGUAAAUACUGCAUCGACUUUUUUCGAAUACUUGAGCCCACGAUGCAAUGUAGUAUCGUUUGCGUUUCAUAAUUUUUCAAGUUGCUGAACGUAGAUAUUCGUCUGAGCGAUUGAUACGCAUAUUUAUUUCGUCAUAAUAUGAAAAGUGUUGUGUAUAUAUCUAUAUAUAAGAUAUUCUCGACCCUAUUGUGUAUCGCGAUGCGGUAGAUCUUCGAUUUAAUGAAUCAAGCGGAAGAACAUUAAGGUUAACGUCGAAGUACAACGGGCAAUUUCGAGGCCUGAACACGCUCGUACCUGACGAAACCUUUGUGAAUAGAUAAGAAAAGCAAAUAAUCGCACAUCUAUAUAUAUAUAUAUAUUAUAUAUAUAUAAUAGAAAGAAAAGCAAAAAAUAUUCGAUUAGGUUGAUAGAAACAUUCUUAUUGAGAAGUCUAUUGUAUUUUUUAAUUGAAAUCAUUGGACAACUAUCGUCAUUAUAUUGUGGGUGUCGUAUCGAUUACUGGAGCAUACUAGAGUCUUAGUUUUCAUUAAUUUUUAUAUCGAUUAUUGAAACUGCUUUUAAAGGUUCGUAAAAUCGAGGGUUUACUAUAAUUUCGUUAAUUGCAUCAAACUAUGUGCAAUCAUUAACGAAAUAUUAUCUUCGUGCCCACGAAUAAUGUGUACCCACUGAUUCCAUAUCCAUUUUUACAUCAUGAUUAAAACUGUAUAAACUCCGUACAAUAUCAAUUACGUGUGUUUAUCCUGCGAUGAUACGUGCGCUUAAUAUUUCGAAAUAAUGAUAAAAGUCUAUGAGUAUUGUUUCCAUAGAUCCACGAUGUAUUCAUUCCACAAAAAGAUCUUUCUACAAAUAUAUAAAUUAUAAUACA